UUUCUAUCCUUUUUCUUUUUCUUGUUCUUCUCUACUACUUCACUCUCUCUCUCUCUCUCUCUCUAUAUGCUACGACGCAACGAGUUCCGCUCAUUUCCUAAACACUCUCCUUUCGGAUUCACUAUUCACUUCCUUCUUUCUUUUUCUCAAAUCAGGGAUACAAAAUGAUAGGAUCCUUUAUUACUAGGAUACUUGUGAUGGUUCUUGGCUAUGCCUAUCCAGCUUAUGAAUGCUAUAAAGCAGUUGAAAAGAAUAGGCCUGAAAUUGAACAGCUACGCUUUUGGUGCCAGUAUUGGAUUUUGGUGGCUCUUUUGACGGUUUGUGAGCGAAUUGGUGAUACAUUUAUAUCAUGGGUUCCAAUGUACAGUGAAGCCAAGUUGGCAUUUUUUAUAUACCUUUGGUACCCGAAAACAAAGGGAACAACGUAUGUGUAUGAUUCCUUCUUUAGACCGUAUGUUGCGCAACAUGAAACAGAUAUUGAUCGCAGCUUGUUGGAACUAAAGACACGGGCAGGAGAUAUUGCAGUUUCAUAUUGGCAAAAGGCUGCUAGUUAUGUUCAGACUAGAAUGUUUGACAUUUUGCAGUAUGUUGCUGCUCAAUCAACGCCUACAGAUCGCCCUACUCAGCAACGACGGGGACCGAGUGUGAGGGCUCGCCAACCUGCAACAGGCAAUAAUAAUAGCCAACAAGCUCCUGCAACAACACCACAAGCUGAGGCUCCGACUUCUCCCACUUCUUCUAGCUCAUCUUCAAGUCAGAAGGAAGUAGCAGAGGAGUUGGGUACUUCUCAAGUACCAAAAACACUCUCCUCUUUAUCAAGUUUAAUUAGUCAGAAGAAGAAUUCUACACCGGAAUCUGGUAACCGAACCGCACCUGCAGAGGCAGAGCCAAUGGAGAUUGAAGCAGCACUCCCUACAUCCUCUUCUGCAAAUGAAAAUGAAAACCCUUCUUCGAAUGAAACAAUAAUGGAAGAUAGCAUUAGGGUUACACGGGGCAGACUAAGAAAAACUAGAUCAUAAAAAAAAAAGGAAUAGGUGGAUUAUGAACGAAUUUAAUUCCUCUAAUUGAGUCAAUUAAAUUGUUUGACAUUUGACCAUUCAUUGUAAGUUUAUUACAUGAAUAAAAUAAUAGUUUAAUUUAACUUACCUAAUA
Messenger RNA from Cicer arietinum (chickpea), 1152 nucleotides. Its product is annotated as putative HVA22-like protein g. The record is from RefSeq and is a predicted model, not a curated record. NCBI's taxonomy places the organism in Eukaryota, Viridiplantae, Streptophyta, Magnoliopsida, Fabales, Fabaceae.